AUAAAAAAUUUCGGUUACCUGACUCUGCCGCGCCUUAUCACUCAGUUUAUUAUUUUUAGUUUUUUUUUUAUAUCGAAAUCUUAAAAUGCUUCGGAAAUGCUGCUAUUGCAUUGAGUUGCGCAAGGCCUGCAUAGUUAUCUCCAUUAUUGACUUCAUCUUCAAUAUUGCUAUACUCAGUAUUCCAGACAUCUUUAACAAUCAGAUCGAGCGGGCGGUGGCCAUUUGCCACUGCAUCGGAUGCUUUUUCCUGUUGGGCGGGGCUUUGAUGAAAGCGACCGUCCUGCUGAUCUUCUAUCUUAUCACGAGCUUGACCAACACCGUUAUCCUGACCAUUUACGUCAUCGUCCUGGUGGUGAAUGAGGCAAUGAUCCGAAUGACCGUUGUUCCAGUCUGCUCCGUGUAUGUAUGCGUUGAGAUUUAUUUCUGGAUCGUCGUCUACUCGUAUUAUGUUAAAGUGAGGACACCUGCUGUGGUCGACGAAGUCUGAGCUCCGAAUUGAUAUCGAUUCGAAUUUAGCCUUGGACACACAUUUUCCAAAGGCUAGGACAAUGGUAUUCGAACUACUCGAAACCCUUUUCAAGUGGCUCAAAUCCUAAUGUGCUUGUCUUUGGUAAAUCAGUUAGCCACUUUACUUAAAUUCCGAAGGUAUUUACAAUCAAUUACAAUCAAAUAUUUUA
Drosophila kikkawai is the source of this 677-nucleotide messenger RNA. RefSeq lists its product as uncharacterized. The record is from RefSeq and is a predicted model, not a curated record. Lineage: Eukaryota; Metazoa; Arthropoda; Insecta; Diptera; Drosophilidae.